Vigna radiata var. radiata (mung bean) is the source of this 822-nucleotide messenger RNA. RefSeq lists its product as uncharacterized. The record is from RefSeq and is a predicted model, not a curated record. Lineage: Eukaryota; Viridiplantae; Streptophyta; Magnoliopsida; Fabales; Fabaceae. The transcript has a single exon. Bases 1 to 822 code for a protein of 273 amino acids.
AUGGCAGGAAUGAUACAAGGCGUUUUACCGAUGUUCGAUGGUAAACAUUACGAUGAUUGGUGUGUAAAAAUGGAUGCCAUCUUGGGUUAUCAAGAGGUAGAUGAAGUUGUCAAGAAAGGUUUUAAAGAACCUGCAAAAGGAGAUUCGGAGGAAGUGAAGAAAAGCUACAAAGAAACCAAGAAACUUGAUUGCAAGGCUCGCAUGCUAAUACAUCAGUGUGUUUCUCCGGCCAUUUUCCAAAAGAUUUCGAAAGCAGCCACGGCUAAGGAAGCAUGGGACAUACUCCAAGAGGGAUAUGGAAAUUCUGGAAAAAUUAAGGAGGUCAGGUUACAGUCAUUGCAAAGACAAUAUGAGCUCCUUAGUAUGGAAGCACAAGAAACGAUUGAAGAAUAUCUUGGAAGAAUUCAGGUCGUGGUAAAUGCAAUGAGAGGUUGUGACAAGAUUGUGAAAGAAAAGAAGAUUGUACAGAAAAUUCUGAGAACACUGACGCCUCAGUUUGACCACAUUGUUGUGGCUAUUACAGAAAGUAAGGACUUGGAAAAGCUAAGAGUUGAAGAACUGCAGAAUUCACUUACAGCACAUGAACAACGAUUGUUAGAAAGAAAGGCAGCAGAGAAGAGUUCCACACAAAACACGAACCAAGCUCUACAGGCUAGAGGUGGACAAAGCUUCAAGAAUCGUGGAAGAGGUAGAGGCAGAGGUCGUGGUGGUCGAACUGGAGGAAGAAUGAAUGUUUCGGCUGAACUGUCCAAAGACGAGAAUGGCAACGAACAGAAAGAAGGAAACAGCAGGGGAGGAAGAAAGUCUAGAGGAAGAGGAUGA